This is a messenger RNA of Dama dama (fallow deer), 1634 nucleotides long. RefSeq names its product protein phosphatase 1 regulatory inhibitor subunit 11 (gene PPP1R11). The coding region runs from base 205 to 585 and encodes 126 amino acids. Gene Ontology annotation, cellular component: nucleus. Lineage: Eukaryota; Metazoa; Chordata; Mammalia; Artiodactyla; Cervidae. The record is from RefSeq and is a predicted model, not a curated record. Gene Ontology annotation, molecular function: protein serine/threonine phosphatase inhibitor activity; protein phosphatase 1 binding. The transcript has 3 exons.
CCGGAAGUAGGGAGCCGGAAGUGGGGUUGGACAGGUUAUCCCCAGGGGUGGGGCAGCGGAGGCCCAGGAGGAGGGGGAAAAAAGAAGGUGGAGGAUCCUGGCUGCUAAUCUGAAUCGAUACCGAUUCUCUUAGACCUCAGAGACACAGAAAAGACAGAAGGGUGCCCCAUCCCCUUUCCUCCGCUUCUCUCCUCAGCCUUAGCCAUGGCGGAGGCAGGGGCCGGGCUGAGUGAGACCGUCACUGAGACAACGGUUACCGUGACAACCGAGCCCGAAAACCGGAGCCUAACCAUCAAACUUCGUAAACGGAAGCCAGAGAAAAAGGUGGAAUGGACGAGUGAUACUGUGGACAAUGAACACAUGGGCCGCCGCUCAUCAAAAUGCUGCUGUAUUUAUGAGAAACCUCGGGCCUUUGGCGAGAGCUCCACGGAGAGUGAUGACGAGGAAGAGGAGGGCUGUGGUCAUACACACUGUGUUCGGGGCCACCGCAAAGGACGGCGUCAUGCAACCCCGGGACCAAGCCCCACCACCCCUCCCCAGCCUCCUGACCCCUCCCAGCCCCCUCCAGGGCCCAUGCAGCACUAAAUUCCUCGCUCCCCCACCAUUCCUGUGUCUGUCUGGCCCUGAAUGUAUUCAUGUGGCUACUCGGGGACUAAACCCAUGAUUUGAUCCCUUCUCCAGCCCCCUCCUCCCCUCUCCUCUGCCUGACAAAGGGAAGAGGGAGAGGAAGGUGGACAGAGAUCCUGGAAUUCUGACUUGCUGCUAUUCCAGAACCCAGGCUUCUGGGUUCCCCCAGCCCUCAUUUCUCCUUACAAUACCCAGCCUUCUCUCUCCAGGGAUCCAGCCAUCUUGAUCCCAAUCUUUUUCCUUUGUUCUCACUGCCAAACUGCCUGUCCUGGGAUCCAGUUACCUUGGCCCCUUGCACUCUCUACUUGAGUUCCAAACAGUUAAUAUGGGUUUCCAGCAGCCCCAGCUUUCACUGCCAGGGUCCUAGUCAGAUUCCAGGCAAUCUUGCUCCAGCUAUGCUUGUUAAUCCUGGCUUAGAGCUCUUCCACUAAUGUAUUUAUGUCAUCCUAACUCUUAGUCCUUGCCUGUGGGAUGUGAGGUCUUCUGUGAGACCUCAGGGCUCCUAGCCCUUUCCCUCCUCUCCUGCCCACUUCCCUCAAGCCCUUAAGAGGAGUUAGGAGAGAGGGAGGUCUUUGCCAUUCUCACCUUUAAUGAGAAAUGGGGGGGAAAAAAUAGGCAUGUCCUCUCUCCUCACCGUUCUCAUGUGACUAGGGUUUCUGACAAAACUGGCUCCAAGACUAGUCACUUAGAGCCCACUAUCUCCUCAGCCUUUGGUCUUCCAACUUAGGAGACAGAUCCAACCCGGCCCUAGGGGCCUGGGUCCCUGGGAGGGGAUGGAAAAGGGAGGGAGCCAAGAGAUGCAAUCUUACCCCUUCCUUCCAAGGCCUUGAUGUCUCUCCCAGCCCAGAUGCCCAGCCCUCCCAGCCCUCCCCACUCCUUACUGGGAUCUGGAUAUCAUUUUCCAGGCCUUUUGCAGUGCACGGUUGCAGAGAUCAGUCAAAUCCAUACCACCACUGAGAUCUCAUUUAUUGCCACAGAUGCACAAAAUAAAUAACCCAACAUAAAAA